Molecule: messenger RNA, 1104 nt
Organism: Henningerozyma blattae CBS 6284
Lineage: Eukaryota; Fungi; Ascomycota; Saccharomycetes; Saccharomycetales; Saccharomycetaceae
Gene: ERG3
Product: C-5 sterol desaturase
Exons: 1
Coding region: 1-1104 (367 amino acids)
Biological process (GO): lipid biosynthetic process
Molecular function (GO): iron ion binding; oxidoreductase activity
Source: RefSeq, a predicted model, not a curated record
AUGGAUUUAGUAUUAGAGGUUUGUGAUUCGUAUUUCUUAGAUAAUUGGUAUACUAGGUUUUUUCCCGUAUCGAUGGCAACCACCAUCGAUCCAAAAUGGGUUUCUAAGUUGCAGUUGUCUACAGGGACUAGUAACGUAUCAUGUCUAGUGACAGGGUUAAACAAUCAAAUUAAAAAUGUUCCUUGGACCAGUAGGAUAAACCCAGAAAUAUACGGGUAUACUCCAUAUUUGAUGGAAAUGUCUGAAGCUUCCUUUGGUUCCAUCUUCCCACGUUUUAAUGUCAUUAGACAAUUUAUAUCAAUGUUGGCUAUUGUUACAGUGUUUGGCUGGAUUUUAUAUUUCGUAACAGCUUCCUUAAGUUAUAUGUUUGUUUUUGAUAAGAAUAUUUUCAAUCAUCCAAGAUAUUUGAAAAAUCAAAUGAUCUUGGAAAUUAGAUUGGCCAUGUCUGCCAUUCCUGUGAUGUCAAUGUUAACAGUUCCAUGGUUUAUUUUAGAAUUACAUGGCCAUUCAAAUUUACAUAUUGAUUUUGGUCCACAUGGUAAAUGGAGCAUCUUACAAGAAUUGGUUACAUUUAUCAUGUUUACUGAUUGUGGUAUUUAUUUGUUACACAGAUGGUUACAUUGGCCAUUAGUGUAUAAGCAUUUACACAAACCACAUCAUAAAUGGCUUGUUUGUACACCAUUUGCAUCACAUGCGUUCCAUCCUGUAGAUGGUUAUUUCCAAUCAUUACCUUACCAUAUUUACCCAAUGCUAAUGCCAUUAAACAAAGUCUUAUAUCUAUUCUUAUUUUCAUUUGUCAAUUUCUGGACUGUCAUGAUUCAUGAUGGUAAUCACAUGUCCAACAACCCAUAUGUUAACGGUACUGCUUGUCACACUGUUCAUCAUCUAUAUUUCAAUUAUAAUUAUGGUCAAUUCACUACUCUAUGGGAUAGAUUAGGUGGUUCUUAUAGAAAACCAGAAGACGAAUUGUUCAAUCCACAGGAACAAAAUAUGGCUACUUGGACUGAACAAGUAAAGGAAAUAGAUGCUAUGAAAGUGGAAGUGGAAGGUAAUGAUGAUGAUAGAGUCUAUGAUUAUGAAGUGUCUUCCAAGAAAUUGAGAUAA